CCGCCAACUCCUCCUGGCCAACGGCUGAGAUACUCCGAUCCGAAACCUACCACUUGCGAGCUGGACUUCGACCUGCGGAAUUCGAAGGUCCCUUCCCCCCCCCGAGUAUGCAAACAACGACGGCCUCGAUUUCGAGAAUCCCGAUUAAUAAUGGGCGGCUCCUUACUUGAAUUGCUCGGCAAAGCCGACAACCUCAAUGACCCUGUGCCGGUUCUCAACCAGCGACCAGCGGUCCUGGCUAUGAUUGUUUCUUUUCUGCUUGUCGCCUGGAUUUGCGGUACUUUUCGACUCUAUGUUCGAUUAUGUAUUGCACGAUGUCCGGGCUGGGAUGAUUUCUUUGUUGUAUUAUCUAUGCUCACCAGCUUGCUUUUAUCUAUCGCGACUUGCGUCGCCACGGAUUAUGGAUUGGGAAAGCACUUUCUCUUACUCGGAGUGAAUGGCAUGCAAGCCUUCAUCAAGGCCUUUUACGUCUGCAACGGCGCAUACCCGAUGGCAACAGCCCUCAUAAAACUGGCCUUGCUCUUCCAAUACCUACGAAUGUUUGAAAACAAUACGAAAUCUCGAUUCGUUACCAUCGUCGUCAUUGUGAUCACCGCGCUAUGGGGUAUAGCGUACUCUUUUAUCGCCUGGGUCCCCUGCAUCCCCGUAUCGGCCUUUUGGGACCUUGCAUCGACGACCGAGACCCGAUGGGGGUUUGGCUCCCACGACCCCGUCAUCUUUGCGCGCAGCUUCGAGAGCCACGUUGGAAUUAACGUGGCGUUGGACCUGAUUGUUUUUGCGAUACCUAUUCCCCUGUUUUUGGAGGCUGGGAUUCGGACGAAGUCGCGCUUGGGCUUGCUCGGUCUGUUCACCAUGGGUGUUCUUGUGAACGUUCUUGGAAUCUUCCGUCUCAUCGGCAUUUCACAUACAAGAGCGGGCACGUACCCGACCCUCGAUCCCAGCUGGUACGGCUGCGUGCCCAUUGUCCUCGCCGCCGUCGAAAUCAACAUGGCGACGAUUUGCGCCUCGCUGCCCGUCUUCUGGCCCACCCUGCAAAGUAGCCUCGGCCAAAUCUUCAUCACGAAAGAAAUCGAAAUCACGUCCGAGAUCCGCCGUCUCAGUAGCAUCCGAGACGAGGAAGGCACCGCCGAGCUGUGCGACUUUUCAUCGCCGCAAAAGCCGAACAAGGCGUAUGGGGGAGCUGAAAGCAACGUGACAACAAAAGUCGAGGUCGAGUCAAAGGGGCUUCACUCAAAACAGAGCGAAAUAUCACUGUUUUCUGAUGGGUUCAAGAGGAUAGCGGACGAUCAAGAGUCACAUGAUCGUCUCGUACCGUCGCCAUCACGUAGUCGAAUGAGGUCAUGA
This is a messenger RNA of Colletotrichum orchidophilum, 1344 nucleotides long. RefSeq lists its product as uncharacterized. The annotation marks the transcript as partial. NCBI's taxonomy places the organism in Eukaryota, Fungi, Ascomycota, Sordariomycetes, Glomerellales, Glomerellaceae. The record is from RefSeq and is a predicted model, not a curated record. The transcript has 5 exons.